Python bivittatus (Burmese python) is the source of this 1483-nucleotide messenger RNA. RefSeq names its product galectin-related protein A-like. NCBI's taxonomy places the organism in Eukaryota, Metazoa, Chordata, Lepidosauria, Squamata, Pythonidae. The record is from RefSeq and is a predicted model, not a curated record. Gene Ontology annotation, molecular function: carbohydrate binding.
GCGGAGGGCGCGGGGUGCGAGCGUUGCUGCGCAAAGGCGCUCGGCGUUAGGGCUACCCGAGUUGCGCUGCACGAAUCCCGGCGGCCUCUCCAUUCAGCGGUCGUCCAGAUUUGUGCACUCCGGAUCUCGGAGGCCUAACACCCCGUAUGGGGACGGUGGCACUCGCUUCUUCCUCCCUUCAGCCUCUUUUACGGAAGAAGACAGGAAAGCAGAGAAAGGACUCUUCUGAGUUCUGAGAGGGGGAGGCAUGGGCAGCGGUCCCCGCUGUCUCUCGGUCCAGUUCGGGUGUUCGUGUGAACAUGCACAAGGCCGUGGAGUUUUCUUAACAGCAUACAAAAGUGGUUUGCCACUCUCUUGUUCCGGGGUACUUUUUUAAAAUUUCCUAUUCUGGUCUACAACCCUGCGGUUUCUUGGUGGUCUCCCAUCCAACUAUUAAUCCGGCCCAGCUCAGCUUAGCAUUUCUCACGAAGGAGAAUUGGAGAGUGGAACCUGUGCUGUGAGGUCCUUCAAUGCAAAGGGAUAGGAACAAGAAAAAAAGUUUUCGGACCAUUUCUAAGGAACAUAGCAAGCCAAAAAAUGACAGAAAAUGACAGGUGCACAAAUGUAGAGAAAUAUGUUGGUGAAAUUAAGGGAGGACUGAGGCCAACUAUGAAAAUCACUAUCAUGGGCGUGAUAUAUCCCACUCCGAAAAGUUUUUCAGUAACUUUGCUUUGUGACCCCAAGGAUGAUCACACAACCAAAGAUAUUGGAUUAUUACUUGUAGUCAGCUUUAGCGAUAAAUCCAUUGUCCGGAAUUCGCAAAUUGCUGGGAAAUGGGGUAAGGAGGAAAAGACAAUUCCCUAUUUCCCAUUUACAGCAGAGGAUUCAUUUAAGAUGGAGCUUUUGUGUGAACAUCAGCAGAUCCGGAUCCUGCUUGAUGGACGUCAGUUGUUUAGUUUCAGUCACCGUGUGCAGCCUGUGCAAAGGAUGACUAUUUUGCAAAUCGCAGGAGACCUCAAACUUACCAAGGUGGCUUGAAGCAAAUAAUAAAUCAAAAAUGUUUUUCCCAUUCUUGAGCUAUGACACUUCGCAAUCCCAGGCAACGUGACUAAUGGCGAAAGAUCCCAGGAGGCCAUUUUAGCCCAAUGUCUGAAGGAUCAUAAAUUCUCCACCCCUGUAAUAAAUAAUCCCAUAUCAUUACUGCAUUAUGGCAAAAGUGUUUUUUCUUCAUUUUUUCCUUUCUUUGCUUUUAUGUGUGCCUCUUGAAAUGUUUGUGAAAUUUCUGUUGUUUUCUUAAGGCUCCUCCCCCCCCCCAACAGAAUUUAAAUAUUAUUUUUUACUUUAGCUCAGGAUUCUGGGACUCUUGCAUGCCCAUUCUGUUACUGUCUACUGGAAGCCUUGGGAUGAGAGAGGUGCCGGUGCACAGAGAUUUUAUAUUAAUUUAUAAAAGGAAAACAAUUUGUUAUAUACAAAAGGUUUUUCAGCACAUUUUUUUUUAUUGUGA